This is a messenger RNA of Soboliphyme baturini, 1613 nucleotides long. The record is from the annotation of a GenBank genome assembly. Lineage: Eukaryota; Metazoa; Nematoda; Enoplea; Dioctophymatida; Soboliphymatidae.
AUGUCAAUUCUAAAGACUUAUGUUCAGGACCUAGAAUCGGAUGCUUUUGAUGCCGAAGAAUACGUCGAACGACUAGCUUGGCGGCUGACGGAAGACACAGAGGGUCCGUUGGAUGCCAGUUACCUCCAUUCUGCCUUAGAGGAGGAAAUAGGAAAUCUGCAGAUUCUGUCAGACCAGUGCCAGGCGAAGAUAGAAGGCUUGGAAAACAACUGCAGGGAGGAAGAGGAAGAAUAUUACGUUUCAUUGGAGCGGUUGUUGGCUGAACAUGAGUCAGCUGAAAAGAAGCUGAAGUGCCUGAAUGAGCGCAUAAACGCCGUGGCGGUCAGAGUGGUGCAUCUUGGUGAUCAGCUUCAGAGUCUUAGUACUCCACGUGCCAGGGCUCAUGAGGCUCUGCAGUUGGUACAGCACUUCACAGAUUUCCUUAAUGACCAUGCAGUCGUUUCCGAUGUCUUCUCUGAUCCAGAUAAACUUCUCGAAGCGGGCGACAUCAUUUAUAAGCUGAAUAUGAUCGCACAGGAACUGCCGGCAGAGAAGUUUGGUAAAGUGCGAAAACGGAUAUCAGACAAGUAUGAUGAAGUUGAAAUGAUGUUGAUCGAUCUGUUCUCGCGUUCCCAUUUGGCGGGCAACAAGGCAAAAAUCAAGGAAAUCGCAACAGUGUUGUCUCAGUUCAAGGUCUGGCGGUGUUGCUUAUCAAUUUGUUUAAAUUUGCAUGUUCAGAUGAAAUCCAUUUCAGGGUUAUUCUCAUUGUAUAGACAGCAAGCCUUUCAUGGCAGCGACAUCUUCGCUGACGUGCUGGCGCUGUGCACCAGCAAAUGCGAAUUCAUUAGCGAAGUGUUUCCCACACCGCAGCGGAUCAUGGCCAAACUGAUUCUGAAUAUCUUCCAUGGAAAGCUUCAAGAAUACAUUUCAAAGAGACUGAAAAGUAAAGAGAAUGACGCAGAGGGCCGUCUGAACGACCUUUUCGAGUUAUACUCAAAGACUAAAACUUUAGUGAACGAACUUUUGAAAAUCAACCUCAUGGCAUCUGAAAAGGAAUUUCUUUGGACUCUCGUUCGCGCCCUGUUCACGAAAUAUCUUCAUUCAUACAUAAAGUAUGUGUUUAUUUCUCAGUUAUUGAUUUUUGCCUGGAUUUUAGCCGUUUAUAGUUUAGAGACAGGCUACCUUAAUGAGCAAUGCGCUUUUAUCCUACAGAAAUUUUACGCUUCAACGGGGCAUCAGAAGAAAAGUGUGCCAACAAGCGGGCUGCAGGAGUUUAAACGUGAUCUUCAGGCUCGCCUUAUGCCAGAAAAUUACGGAAACGAGACGUUAUUGUCUGAAGAAGUUGCCAUCAGCAUUCUGCAGGAAACGAAAAAUGCCUUUCAGCGUUGUCAGACUGUACGGAUCCAUUUAUCUUCGCCAGGUGAAGUUACGUCGAAUCUUCAGCAACUUGUAGACAUACUCAUCCGAUAUCUCUGCCGCGAGCACAUCGAAUAUGCAGUGGACUUGGCUGCAAAUAGUGUUCAAACUGAAACGCAGUGUUGCAAUUUUCUGCGAGUCGUCAGGCAAACGGCAGCGAUUUUUCACCUGUUUGAAAAGCAGUUCGAAGACAGUAUCUUGCCGUUAUUCCGGUAAGA